This is a messenger RNA of Linum trigynum, 786 nucleotides long. The record is from the annotation of a GenBank genome assembly. Lineage: Eukaryota; Viridiplantae; Streptophyta; Magnoliopsida; Malpighiales; Linaceae.
AUGGGUUGCUGCGAAAGCAAAAACGUAGAUUCCAAAGCCGCCAGGGCUGCUCGUUGGCGAUCCACCGGUAUUGUUGCCUUGCGCGACGCUAAAUUGAAGAACUUCCCGGAUGAUGUUAUUGACCUUGAAAAAGCUGUGCGUACCCUUGAUUUGACACACAACAAAAUAGUUGAUAUCCCUAUGGAAAUUAGCAAGCUGAUCCAUAUGCAGCGAUUGAUCUUGGCAGAAAACUCAAUUGAGAGGCUACCAGUGAAUUUGGGGAAACUCCAGUCUCUAAAGGUUAUGACACUUGAUGGAAACCGGCUUUCUUUCUUGCCUGAUGAAUUGGGCCAGUUGGUGAGGCUUGAGCGCUUAUCGAUUUCAGGAAAUCUGUUAACGUGCUUGCCGGAGACCAUUGGAAGCUUGCGCAAUUUGUCCCUUUUGAAUGUUUCCGGUAACAAGCUAAAGACUCUCCCAGAAUCGAUUGGGAGUUGCUUUUCUCUGGAGGAACUAGAAGCAAAUGACAAUCUAAUUCAGGAUCUUCCUGUCUCUAUUUGCAAUCUCGUGCAUUUGAAGUCACUCUCCUUGAAUAAGAAUAAUGUUAAUCAGAUUCCUUCAAAUCUUUUGAGAGACUGCAAGUCUCUUCAGAAUUUAUCCCUGCAUGAGAAUCCUAUUUCGAUGGAUCAAUUCCAGCAGAUGCAAGGGUUUCAAGAAUUCGAAGCACGAAGGAAGAAGAAGUUUGAUAAGCAAAUCGAGUCUAAUGUGAUGAUCAGUUCGAAGGGUCUUGAUGAGGGUGUAGACAUGUGA